AUGCCGAUGGAUCUUGCGCGUCUCGAGUACUUGUGGCUUGGUGAUAGCACACACCCUAUUGAGAAGGAGGAAGAAUCAACGUCCAUCGUUGACGAAAAGCUAGAUGAAGACGAUGCUUUUCUGCUCACAGAUUUGGCGGGAUCGCAAUCGAAUGAAAUGGAAGACAUGGCACAGGAUGACAUACCUGUUCCGUCUGCGAUGUCGUCGCAAGGGCUUCAGGCCGCGCAAGCACAAGCUGCGAGCGUGACAUGGCUUCGACGGACAGAGUACUUGGGGGCUGAACAACAACGAAAACAACGAUCGGAUUCUAGACCUGAGCAUGAAGUGGACGAGGGACAUGGCGUCGGGGAGGAAGGCGCUGCGCGCCAUUCCAACUCGUCCUCAUCGUCAGUGCGCGCUGAGCAGAUGGCGCGAAUCGAGCAAGGAUUUGUUGCAGCCAACACGCCUAUUGAGUCGCUGGUGCAUCCCAGCAAGCCUCAUGUGCGUGCGACAUCAGCGUACGAGCUGUUGCCUGACCCAGAGACGUGGGCCACGAGUUUCCAAGUUGUGCGCUUUGCUAGUGCCUUGGGACGUGUGGCGCAGGAUCGCGCCGAUCCGCGCCUUGAUGCAGCGAUACUGAGGCCCGUGACCGAUCCGCUGACGGGGCAGCAGCGCGUGUCAAUGUACCUGACAUGUGCUGACACGCUGCCUCAGUAUGGAGAAGACGCCGAGCCAGAGGCAGAUGACAUCGACUCGUCCACACAACAAGCACGUGAGGACGUGGCAGCUGCUCGUUUCAAGAAACGUCGUCGUCUUGGCGUCUUUCCCCGCGUGCCAUGGCUCGAGGGCGACGCCUCGGCGUCCACUGCGGCCGAUGCAAAUGUCUAUGGAACAGGUUUCCGGCAUGUGCGUGAUUUGGAGCCGAUUGAUCAGCCUGCCAGCACGGAUCAUUGGCUUGCUGUGGUCUUGGAUGACCACCGGCCGGAUCCAGCUCCCGAGCUUGCGUCCAUCCAAGUCGAUGCAUCUAUCUCUGCACAGGUAGCAGCCGCAUCGACGAAGGGCGAGUCUGACGAUCUAUUUGGCGACGGCGAUGGCGAACCUGAGUCUCAUCCCGGCGGUCAUGAUGAUAGCAAGCCGCAUGCCGAGCCAGGAUCUCGCGAUGCAACGGACGACGUUUCAUCGACCGUGCCGCCGCAGUCUGCGCAGGAACGCACCCGACAAGAACAAGUGGUGUCGCCUGCGAGUCAGGACCGCCAAGUUGCGUACUACCACCCGAUUGAUAUGCGAUAUGGGCUUCGGAUUCGUCGAACACGCAAGGCCGAGCAGCGUCUGCUUGUGCCGUAUGAAGGCUUCUGGCAUCGGCUCGUUGUUGGGCAUCGUUCAUUGACCGAGCGCGAAAUGGCCGGGCGCUUACUUGUGCGUGAGGGAGUUGACCGGCUGGACAUGGAGGGCGUCGAGUAUGAAGACGAGCCAGAGGAAGCUACCCAGCAGGAGGCCGAGGGUCAAGGUGCGAACGAUGAUCAUGAAGACGAUGACGGCGUGCCGCAUGAGCACGACACGGAUGGUGAGGGAGGCAAGUCGCCUGAUGCACAUGACCGCAUCUUUGACGAGGGGCACGAGAAGGAUGAAGAGAGCGAGGCGAACCAUGACCAUGGCGGUGACGAUGAUAGUGGCGACUCGUCCGAUGACGACUCGGAUCUGCACGUGGCUGGUGAUGAGCUCGCUGACUUGCAGGCUGAAGCGGACCUGCAUCCAGACGACAUGCCGACCGAAGGACGAAGACGACGACGGGGCGGUGCCGACUAA
Molecule: messenger RNA, 1785 nt
Organism: Malassezia globosa CBS 7966
Lineage: Eukaryota; Fungi; Basidiomycota; Malasseziomycetes; Malasseziales; Malasseziaceae
Exons: 1
Coding region: 1-1785 (594 amino acids)
Biological process (GO): transcription elongation by RNA polymerase II
Cellular component (GO): Cdc73/Paf1 complex
Molecular function (GO): chromatin binding; RNA polymerase II complex binding
Source: RefSeq, a predicted model, not a curated record